Molecule: messenger RNA, 501 nt
Organism: Macrosiphum euphorbiae (potato aphid)
Lineage: Eukaryota; Metazoa; Arthropoda; Insecta; Hemiptera; Aphididae
Source: the annotation of a GenBank genome assembly
AUGUCUUACAGUAAAAGAUUCUCAAUCGACGAUGCUUUUGAAGAUGAACCAAUUGAUGACAUAAAAGUGUAUGUGUCUAGCUUAGGAAAUUCACCUUUACAAUCACCUGGACAAACCAAAUUGACUAAUUAUGGUGGUAUUGAAAAUGAAUCUAUUUCAAGAACAAAAAAAUUUGAAGAUACAUUAUCUCGAGACAGCGAUUCGUUGAUAUACAAUUCAACAGCACAUUCUAACCAAAAGAAUUGGUGUUGGCACCAUCCUCAAGUACGAGAAAAUUGGCGUGUGGUACUAGCUGCUGUAAUUUUAUUCAUCAUUGGAAUUGUAUUAUUAUCAGUGGCUAUAAUUGUGCAGUUGACUCCGACCACAGAUUAUCAUCCAAUAGUGUUUUUCAUCGCUGGCUUCAUAUGUUUCAUACCCGGAGCAUACCAUGUUGUGUAUAUAUAUUUAGCCGCAAGAGGACAUCCGGGUUACAGUUUUUAUAGCUUAUCUUUAUUCAACUGA